AUGGGCGCCUCGCCCCGGUCGAGAGCGGGCCUCGCGCCGCUGCUGCUGGUCCCGCUGGUUGUCCUCGCCCUGCAGCUCCUCGCCGCGGCGCGUUUGCGGGCGGAGGAGAGGGACGCGGCCGUCGCCUUCACCGUUAUCAGCAUAGAGCCGGAGAGGAGGUCGACGGGCCGGGCUGGGGGAGCCAGCGCCGGGAGAGAGGGCGCGGAGGAGGGGCUGGAGGAUGGGGCGCGAGCGUAUGAGGAGGAAAACCAGACGCACGAGCGCCAGGUGGGACCCAGAGUGAUGGAGAUGCAGCCAUGGGCAGUGAACAAGCCGUCCUUCUCAGCAGAACUCGGUCGCAUCAUCACGUAUAUCACAAGGCCACAGCUGAACUGCUCCAGGGUUUUACCCCCGGGGAAGGCCCAGGCAGUGGCGCCCCCAGUGGCUUCAGCUCGCUGGCUGCUGUGUGCCGAGGACUGGCUGCUUCCAGCUGCAGAUAGACUCUGCGUCGCUUACUCCUUCAGCGCGGAAGGAGGAGACGCAGACUUCCUGAGCGCCGUCUCCAGACUCGGAUGUGAAACCCACAGUUUUGAUCCCGGCACCUCCAGUGCAUCUGUUGGUCACCCUGGCAACAGUUUGGCCAGUAACCAUGGCAACAGGGGCGUCGUCAGCCAGCACGGAUUGUGGCUGGAGUGGCGAGCUGCGAAGAGGCGCGGGCACGGGGCGAGCCGGCAGCCCGGGCGGGGUUUCUCGCACGGCGUCAUGGCGGCGCUGGGGCAUCGCACCGUGAAUUUUUUGUAUGCUGACCGGCUAAGCGCCGAGUGGCGGCUUUUCCAGAACUGGAUCGAGGCGGGUACUCUGCAGAACAUUCAUCAUCUGGUCGCCACUGUGCACCUGCACUGGGCGGGCUUUGAGGUGGGGGGCAGCGACGAGGAGGUGCUCCGCUACUGGUUCAGCGUGCUGCGGGGCCUGGAGGCCGCUGGACUCCACCUGGUUCACAGCUCCUCAGGAGAGGAUCAGGGUGUCCUGAAACGCGCUGUGGAGAGCGCUCACAGCUCCUACACCCUCAGCUGGGUCAACACACGACGCUGACACUCGACAAAAUGCUGUUAUGGAGGGAAACGAACAAGGCUGAGAAUGUUUUGUCUGAAAAUGAUGCAGUUUCGUGGGGGGGGG
Poeciliopsis prolifica (blackstripe livebearer) is the source of this 1155-nucleotide messenger RNA. RefSeq names its product probable methyltransferase-like protein 24. Lineage: Eukaryota; Metazoa; Chordata; Actinopteri; Cyprinodontiformes; Poeciliidae. The record is from RefSeq and is a predicted model, not a curated record.